AUUGGGGAUUGGAAUGUCCUUGGAAGCAUUCUGGAAGAAAUCCACACUCACUCUACUAUGAUUGGAAAGAUCUGGCUUACCAUCCUUGAAUAUGGUGAAACAUUCAUAUUCCGAAUUCUUGUUCUGGGUAUUGCAGAAGAAGAUGUCUGGAACGAUAAGCAGUCAAGUUUCAUUUGUAAUAUAGAACCUGGCUGCAGAAAUUUGUGUUAUGACCAGGCUUUUCCUAUAUUACUCUAGAUAAAAAUUGGGUUUUACCUGAUGCCAACAACAGCGAUUAUGCGAAAAAAAAUUUUAGAGGUGAUUUUUGUGUCUUCACCAUCUCUGGUUUAUAUGGGCCAUGCUUUAUACCAACUGAGCAUUCUGGAGAAAGAAAGGCAGAGGAAGAAAGCUCAACUGCGAGGAGAACUAGAGGAGGAAAGUUUUGAAACGUCUGUUGAACAGAGAAAACUGGAGCAAAAAAUUUGCAAGAUAAUAAAUAAACUAAAUAAAGCCCCUUUUAGAGGAACCUUGCUUUGUACUUAUGUGACACAUAUUACUGUGGUUGAACUUGGGUUUAUAGUUGGACAGUAUAUUUUAUAUGGAUUUCAUGUGCAGCCUUUAUUUAGAUGUCAUGGUUAUCCAUGUCCAAAUAAUUGUUUCAUUUCAAGGCCAACUGAAAAGAUAUUUAUGCAAUCCAUAGCCACUGUUUCACUUUUCUGAAAUAUUCUAGAAAUUUUCUACCUAGGUUUAGAGAAGAUUAAAAGAGGGCUUUGGGGGCAAUAUAAAUUGAAGACGGACACAAUAAAUUCUUUUCACACAAACAAGUCAAAACAAACUUUUGCCAAAUAUCAGAGUAUGCAUGCAAGUCCAUUGAAGCAAUUCUCUUCUGUUACACACACACACACACACACACACACACACACACACACAGCAGUACUCAUUAGUUUAAAUUCACCUGCAUUUCAGUCAGAUCCUGAUACACAGAGUGCAAAUGAUGAGAGAUGCAUUAUGGACAAACAAGAAGCAGUAUCUUUUAUUGAGAGGAGAAAAAGAGACAUUGAAAGCAAAGAAAACAAAAGGAAUGACUAUACUAGAAGUCACUGUUCUAUGUCAGGAGUCCCUACAAACCUGGAAAACUCCUUGAAGCAGUCAUCUCAAACCACUUUCUCUUGGCCCCUUCAUUGCAUGUGGAAACCAAAGUGGCUUCCUGAUACAUGGGCUUCCUCUACAGAACAUGAAAAUUAGGUGUCUCCUCCUAAGGAUAACGUCAAGGGCUAGUUCAGAAGGGGCAUAUUCAGAACACUUCCUCCUUUACAGGCACAUUUCCAACUACUUGACAUUCCAGGAAUUCCAGAUUCUUUGAGAGAAUUGUCUUUCAAAUCUCAGCUGGUCAGAACCUGUAUGAAUUCUACUUCUAGUCUUUCAAAUAACUCAUCAUUGCAGACAAAACCACAUUGGUAG
Suncus etruscus (white-toothed pygmy shrew) is the source of this 1440-nucleotide messenger RNA. It is a transcript of the gene GJA9, whose product is annotated as gap junction protein alpha 9. Gene Ontology annotation, cellular component: connexin complex. NCBI's taxonomy places the organism in Eukaryota, Metazoa, Chordata, Mammalia, Eulipotyphla, Soricidae. The record is from RefSeq and is a predicted model, not a curated record. Gene Ontology annotation, biological process: cell communication.